CUGAACAUUAUUUCUGACGACAUUCGCGUGAAAAGUUGCUUGAUUAAACCUGUAUAUAUAACGUAGAUGUUUCAUCAAUAAAUUUAUCACGCAGUGCGAGCGAGACGAAGGUUGAUAAAUAAGGAAAAUGUCGAGACAUUAUUUUCACGAUGUACCGGGUGGAGAUACUAUUCUCUUUGACGUCAUCGAUGAAAAACCAGAAGUUCCUUACAGACUUGGCGUCUUCAUGCAUGACACAUUCGAGAAAAAGAUGGCGAUCAUGUCAAAUUUACCACACUACAAGUGUCGAGAAAAAGAUAUUAUUAUUUUAUCGUAUCCGAAAACAGGCACGAACUGGUUGUGGGAAAUCAUGACGAUGGUAACGACGGGAUCGCAAGAAGUCUCAACUAGCGACAAACGCUAUGGCAUGGUCGAGGCGAUGCCGGUCGCUAUGGCGGACCAGCUACCGGACCCCCGGAUCCUCAACUCUCAUCUUCUUCCUAAAUAUCUGCCCAAAGCGAUUUCAACAGGCAACCACAAGUGUGUCUUCAUCGCCAGAAACCCGAAAGACACCGCCGUAUCCUUCUACAACCAUACAAAAGGCAUCAAGGGUUAUGAAUACAACGGAAAAUUUGAGAAUUAUCUGCAGAUGUUCAUGCGCGGAGAAGUGGACUAUGGCGGAUAUCCGGAAUACCUUCGACAGUGGAAGCAUUUUAUGGACGAGCACCCGGAUGUUCCCAUGCACGUGAUGUAUUACGAGGACUUAAAAGAGUAUUUCGUGGAAGAGAUGCGCAAACUCAGCGCGUUCAUGGGAUAUAACUUAGAUGAGGCGAGAUUGCACCAAAUACAGGACAGAUGCGAGGUCAACAGCAUGAGGCAGGGCAAGCUGGCAAAGAUGGACCCGGAAAUGCUUGAACAAUUAAAAACGCUUACGCGUGACGGAUUCUUGUUUAUACGUAAAGGACAGGUAGGUGAUUGGAAGAACUGGUUCACUGUGGCCCAGAGCGAGCAGUUCGACGCCUGGUGGGCCGAGCAGACCAUGGACAUCACGAGGUUCUCCUUCCGGUACACGCUUGAUUCGGGCUGUCAGUAGAUUGGGUCGCAAUUGUGUAGUGGUAUGGCGCCCGGAAAGCGCGACCAGGAGGUCGAUGGCUCCGUGACUUUAAGGGGCCCUAUGAGACCGUGGCGAAAUAAUGGUUUACUAACGAUUUUGCCUGCAACACGAUAUUCUCGCGGAAAUGAAGGAAUAAUCAUUCGCUCGUAAACAUCGUAUUUAUAUUUCUGAGGAUAAAUGAUUGAAUGUACAAUCCUAUUUGACUUUACUUCAUUUGUUAAUUAAAUUAAAAAAAUAUAACGAA
Molecule: messenger RNA, 1337 nt
Organism: Dreissena polymorpha
Lineage: Eukaryota; Metazoa; Mollusca; Bivalvia; Myida; Dreissenidae
Product: sulfotransferase 1A1-like
Exons: 7
Coding region: 128-1072 (314 amino acids)
Biological process (GO): sulfation
Cellular component (GO): cytoplasm
Molecular function (GO): sulfotransferase activity
Source: RefSeq, a predicted model, not a curated record